Urocitellus parryii (Arctic ground squirrel) is the source of this 1665-nucleotide messenger RNA. RefSeq names its product carboxypeptidase M (gene Cpm). Gene Ontology annotation, biological process: peptide metabolic process; protein processing. The record is from RefSeq and is a predicted model, not a curated record. Gene Ontology annotation, molecular function: metallocarboxypeptidase activity; zinc ion binding. NCBI's taxonomy places the organism in Eukaryota, Metazoa, Chordata, Mammalia, Rodentia, Sciuridae.
GGGAGGUUGGAGAUGUGCGCCUGAGCCCUGAACAUGGACUUCGCGUGCCUGUGGCUAGGGCUUCUGCUGCCUUUGGUAGCUGCGCUGGAUUUCAGCUACCACCACCAGGAAAGGAUGGAAGCGUUUUUGAAGAGCGUUGCCCAAAACUACAGUUCUAUCACUUACUUACACAGUAUUGGGAAAUCUGUGAAAGGUAGAAACCUAUGGGUUCUUGUCGUGGGACGGUUUCCUAAGGAACACAGAGUUGGGAUUCCAGAAUUCAAAUACGUAGGAAAUAUGCAUGGAGAUGAGACUGUCGGGAGGGAGCUGCUGCUCCAUCUGAUUGACUAUCUCGUCACCAGCUAUGGGAAAGACCCUGAAAUCACGAAUCUGAUCAAUAGUACCCGGAUACACAUCAUGCCAUCAAUGAACCCAGAUGGAUUCGAAGCUGUCAAAAAGCCUGACUGUUUCUACAGUAAUGGAAGGGAAAAUUAUAACCAGUAUGACCUGAAUAGAAAUUUCCCUGAUGCCUUUGAAUAUAAUAAUGUAUCAAGGCAGCCUGAAACUCUGGCAAUCAUGAAGUGGCUAAAAUCGGAGACAUUUGUCCUCUCUGCAAACCUCCACGGUGGUGCAUUGGUGGCCAGUUACCCAUUUGAUAAUGGUGUUCAAGCAACUGGAACAUUGCUCUCCCGAAGCUUAACUCCUGAUGAUGAUGUUUUUCAACAUCUUGCACAUACCUAUGCUUCAAGAAAUCCCAACAUGACUAAAGGAGAUCAGUGUAAAAAUAAAAUGAACUUUCCCAAUGGAGUUACAAAUGGUUACUCUUGGUAUCCACUUCAAGGUGGAAUGCAAGACUACAACUACAUCUGGGCCCAGUGUUUUGAAAUCACACUGGAGCUGUCAUGCUGUAAAUAUCCUCGUGAGGAAAAGCUGCCAUACUUUUGGAAUGAUAACAAGGCCUCAUUAAUUGAAUAUAUAAAACAGGUGCACCUAGGUGUAAAGGGUCAAGUUUUUGAUCAGAAUGGAAAUCCAUUACCCAAUGUAAUUGUGGAAGUCGAAGACAGAAAACACAUCUGCCCAUUUAGAACCAACAAAUUUGGAGAGUACUAUCUACUUCUCUUGCCUGGGUCCUAUACAAUAAAUGUUACAGUCCCUGGACAUGAUCCACAUCUCACAAAGGUGGUUAUUCCAGAGAAAUCCCAGAACUUCAGUGCUCUUAAAAAAGAUUUUCUACUUUCAUUCCAAGGGCAAGUGGAUUCUAUCCUAGUAUCAAAUCUUUCAUGCCCAAUGAUUCCUCUAUACAAAACAUUGCAGAGCCUCUCAGCUGCAACAAAGCCUAGUUUGUUCUUGUUUUUGGUGACUCUUUUGCACAUAUUUUUCAAAUAAAGUAAAAUGUGAAACUCAACCCCCAUCACCACCUGGAAUCAGGGAUUACUCACUCCAGGUGACUGCAACUCUAACUCCCUCAUGGGAUCUCCACUGGAUAAGCUCCAGUCUUCCCUAAGAAGAGAAAUGGAUAUUUCCAAAUCCUGCAAUAAGUAACAUGUGGUGAUAAUGAAAGGAAUGAUUCAGUCUUGAAUGACAGAUGGAAGAUACCUGCCUAUCAAGUACUGCCCAUUUACAAAUUAAUCUUGAAGUCAUUUUAGAAAUGUGUAAUUUAAACUUGAGAAGUAAAACAGAAGUUCC